AUGUCGUCGUCCAGCAGCCAGGUCCCCGCGCUAAUGACCUCCCCCGUUUUCCGCUAUGCUGUGCUGAUUGUCCUUUCUGUCGUGGUCAUCCUCGGCGCCUGCAUCUGUUACCGCACCCGUGUCUCCCAACGCCGUCUCCGCGCCUUGACGGGCACUCUCCCGCCUCGGGGCCUCGUCUCCCCGCUCGCACUGGGCCAGAAGCCGGUGCUCUACCAUGCCUACAUCCAGGAGCCGCCCGAGAAGCCGCGCGAAUGGGACUCGUUGAUGCCUGUUUCUGUCACCCGCGCCUCCUCGACCGCGCGCAUCUCCCUUAUGAUCUGCAUGCCCUUUUCCACCCCCUUUGCCAACCAGUCCCUUCCCGACGACGAGCGCCACCCGCCCCAUAUCGAGAUCGGGUACAUGGACGUCGCGUUGAGAGACAACGAGAACGAGCAGCAUAAGGGCUUAUAG
Molecule: messenger RNA, 450 nt
Organism: Mycena indigotica
Lineage: Eukaryota; Fungi; Basidiomycota; Agaricomycetes; Agaricales; Mycenaceae
Product: Polyketide beta-ketoacyl-synthase
Exons: 3
Coding region: 1-450 (149 amino acids)
Source: RefSeq, a predicted model, not a curated record